AUGACCUAUCGAAGAUUGCUCACUUCCUUAGCUGGUCAUUCACCUUCACCAUCGAGGCUGAUACCUCCUUACGCCCAAUCAUUACCUUCUCUAGCACAGACCCCUUCAUCUUCACUCAGACCUCCUUACACACAUAACGUCACUCUCAACAAGGAUAUCAGCGCAGGAAGAUCCCUCAAAGCAUCUAAAAAGUUCGAAUUAAUACUUGCGCCCAAGAAGGAGAAGACUGCUGGUGAAUGGGAAAAAUGGAGAAGAGAGAUCAUUUCAACAAAUGAAGGAAGAAGACAAGUCGAAGCUAGAUGGAGAGAAGUUAUCAAUAGCUUGGAAAAGAUCAAGGAUGGUCAAAUUGAAAUACCUCAAAUCACAUACCAUCAACUCACUUCCAACCUCGCUUCUCCUUCGAUAGCAGAUGGAAUCAAAUCCACUGGUUUAGUCGUUGUGAGAGAUGUGGUAUCUGAUUCAGAUGCUAUUGGCUGGGCCAAGGACAUACUAUUGAGCAUGGGUGAGAGAAGUGGUCGAGCUGUUUAUUGGCAUCCAUCACUUCUUGCAGCGAGAUCCAAUCCUUCAAUCUUAUCAGCAAACGCUCAACUAUCAUCUGCUCUACUUGCAUCAUCCAAUGUCUAUGUAACAGCAACAACGAUAACCGAAGGACUACAAUCAUCACCUUCAAUACCUCAUUCAUCUGAUCCAUGGUCAACACCAAGAUCCUUAUUAUCUCAUUUGACUCUUACUCCAUCCAUUCCAACUGCGUCAACAAUGGUUUCACCUACGAUCUUAGCAGCUGAAUAUUCUUCUUUAAGACCUUUAUUCAGAUCACUCAAAUCUAAAAUCUCAUUCUAUUCAACAGCCGGAUACCUGGAUCCUGAAAAUUGGGAACUGAACGACUCGACUUCGAAUUCGUCUUCAUCAUCUAAUUCUCAAAACCAGAGCACCGAAACUGAUUUACCUCAUUUACACGGAGUCCAAAUCAUUCACCCGGAAUUAAGACCCGGUGAUAUGAUUUUCCAUCAUUCGUCUUUACCUAUUUUGACCAGUCAAGGUAGUGGACAAGUUUUCCUGCCACUUCAUCCUGUCCUUAAAAACGGUAACGAACAAUGGGCUUCUGAACAAAGAGAUGCUUUUGAAAAAGGCUUACCACCUCCUGGGGAAGGUAUUCAAGAAGGUCUAUGGGAAGUAGAAACUAAAGGCAACAGGAGUAUAGUCGGUGGAAGAGCAGGAAGGGAAGCUAUGGGUUACGAGUAA
Molecule: messenger RNA, 1242 nt
Organism: Kwoniella shivajii
Lineage: Eukaryota; Fungi; Basidiomycota; Tremellomycetes; Tremellales; Cryptococcaceae
Exons: 3
Coding region: 1-1242 (413 amino acids)
Source: RefSeq, a predicted model, not a curated record